AUGGGUUCCAUUGGAGAGGAGGAAAGGUUAGACAACGAACCGUCCGGGAUCAUGUUGGAGGCGGAGUCUUUUUUGACUCGACUUCUCACGAUCAAGCCUCCAGCCCCGUCUGACCCUAUUGUUCAAAAGCUUCAUGCACACGAGAUCCAAAGUAUGCAGCAGCAAGUCAUGCCAGGUGACCAUCCUCAAGAUCUUUCAUCCGUCCUUCAUGAAGCUAUGACAGUCUUCGACAACCGCAUGCGCCUCACGCACCCACAUUGCUUCUCCUACAUACCAGCUUGCCCAACUCCCCUUGCCCGUCUGGGUGACCUUCUUACUUCUGCUUACAACGUCAACGCUGUUAGCUGGGAUGUGAGCUCUGGUCCGAAUGCGGUCGAAAAAGCCAUGAUAGCCUGGCUGGGUGGCCAGCUUGGACUGCCAGACUCAGUUGGAGGGUGCUUUGUCUCGGGUGGCUCUAUAGCAAACAUGACAGCCAUAGUUGCAGCCCGGGAUGAGAUGCUACAUCCUACGCAGCGAGGUGACGCGGUCAUUUACACUUCCGACCAGACACAUAUCUCUAUUCGCAAGGCGCUACAUAUAAGCGGCUUUAUGGAUUAUCAGGUCCACAAGAUACCCAGCGAUGAUGCAUUCCGCAUAGACGUUGAUAUCCUACGACACGCGAUAAACACAGAUCGCAAAUCGGGACGUGUACCAUUUCUUCUUGUCGCCAAUUGUGGAAGCACCAACACAGGCAGCAUCGACCCUCUUCAUGCACUCGCUGAUAUUGCACGAGAUGAAGGGCUAUGGCUACAUGUGGACGGUGCAUACGGUGCUUCCAUUGCGCUCUCUGACAAGCAUCGCUACCUAGUUGAUGGGAUCGGCCGCGCGGAUAGUGUUUCUUGGGAUGGGCAUAAGUGGCUCUUCCAGACAUACGGAUGUGGGAUUGUGCUCACGCGAAAAGUUGGCUCUCUCUUGCGCAGCUUCGCCGUGGAUGCCGAGUAUCUCAGUGGUAUAUUGGCACCACAAGGUACCACCAACUUUUACAAUCUGAGUCCAGAGCUCAGCCGCCCAGCGCGUGCCAUAUCUCUGUGGCUCACUCUCAAGACCUUGGGUCGUCACCGUAUGGGUGAAAUGAUCGACCAAGGUUUCCUUCUUGCUCGUACCGCAGAUCAUAGUAUCCGUCAGUACAAGAACUGGAUUAUUGCGGCCCCAACAGUUGCUAGCAUUGUGGUUUUUCAAUACGCACCUCGUGGGCUCGACGAAGAAGCGUUGGAUGCAUUAAACACGGCUAUUUCGCAGCGACUCUUGGCUGAGAAUAUUGCUGCUAUACUCACGACCAAAAUUCGCGGAAGAACCACGCUUCGAAUGUGUACGAUGAAUCCCCUUGUGAAACCGGAAACUAUCGCCAAUGUCAUUCUUCAGGUUGACAAAUUGGCCCAAUCUGAGCUUCACAACACUUAUUCAAAGAUGGCCAAUAUGCCACAUACUCUUUGUCGAGAAUGCUCUGGUGUUGGUGUUCUUCAAGAUGCUGGUUGA
Molecule: messenger RNA, 1515 nt
Organism: Penicillium mononematosum
Lineage: Eukaryota; Fungi; Ascomycota; Eurotiomycetes; Eurotiales; Aspergillaceae
Product: pyridoxal phosphate-dependent decarboxylase family protein
Exons: 1
Coding region: 1-1515 (504 amino acids)
Biological process (GO): amino acid metabolic process
Molecular function (GO): pyridoxal phosphate binding; carboxy-lyase activity
Source: RefSeq, a predicted model, not a curated record